AUGUCUGGCGACUUUCGGGAGUACUUAAUUGAAAUGGAGGUCCGUGCGUUUCUCAUCCCCUAUUUCCUGAGUGUGUUCUGUGCGGGGAUCCCCCUCCUGGUGAUCGAGAUAGGGCUUGGGCAGUUCACGGGGCAAGGACCAGUCACGGCAUGGGGGAUGAUCAGCCCCCUCUUCAAAGGCAUUGGUUGUGCCGGGCUCGUCAUCCAAGUCUUCCUCGACACCUAUUAUGUCGUCAUAAUGGCUUGGGGCUUAUACUAUCUUCUCUUCUCCUUCAACGCCGUCUUACCCUACUCAACGUGCUCCAACGAUUGGAACACGCCUUGCUGCUUCGUCCAGGCGGCGAAAGAACAAGUGAUCGACGUCGAUACGAACGGCAGCAUGACCAGGGAUACGAUGACGGGGAUUAAUGGGACGAUGGCGACGAUGAUGUCGGGUUCGUUUUUCAAUAUGAGCGAGGAAUGUCCGAAUGGAACGACGUCUCCGACUGUCGAGUUUUGGAAUCGGAAGGUUCUUCAGAUCCAUCUUUCUGAGGGUAUCCAUGAUGUAGGAGCAGUGAGCUGGCAGCUCUUUCUCUGUCUCAUUCUCGCCUGGUUCCUUAUCUACCUCUGUAUAUGCAAGGGAGUCAAAUCAUCGGGGAAGGUAGUGUAUGUGACGGUUCCGUUCCCAUAUAUACUUCUCACCAUCCUUCUCGUACGUGCUGUGACCUUGCCAAAUGCUGUGGAUGGAAUCAUCUUCUACCUCAAACCGGAUACAUCCAAACUGAGGGACAGUCAGGUCUGGCUAGAUGCUGCAACACAGAUCUUCUAUUCCAAUACACUAGGACAAGGAUUCUUGGUCGCUCUCGGAAGCUAUAACAAGAGAAAUCACAACUUUGUCAGGGACACCUUGCUGUAUUCAUUGACAAACAGCGCCACCAGUUUGUAUUCAGGGUUUGUCAUCUUCGCUGUGCUCGGUUUUAUGGCGGGUAAACAAGGAAAAGAAGUCGGCGAAGUCGCAAAAUCAGAUGGUCGUAUUGUAGAGGAGGUCCGACUAUUCAAUCGUUGUUCUUAUUCGUUGUUCUUGUUUCUUAUCAGGUCCUGGACUGUUUAUUCCUUGUUCUUAUUCCUUGUUCUUAUUCCUUGUUCUUAUUCCGUGUUCUUGUUCCUUGUUCUUGUUCCUUAUCAGGUCCUGGACUGUUCAUUUCUUGUCCUUAUUCCUUGUUCUUGUUCCUUAUCAGGUCCUGGACUAGGUUUCAUUGUCUAUCCAGAAGCAAUCACUGAGAUGCCUCUCUCUACUCUCUGGGCGAUCCUUUUCUUCUUAUGUCUGCUCUUCCUUGGUAUUGAUAGUGUGUUCGUGGUCGUCGAAGGUUUCGUGACGACGAUCGUUGAUAUCUUCCCGAAUACACUCCUGAAAGGCCACAGACGGGAGUUCUUCUGCGCAGGGUGUUGUCUAUUCUUCUGUAUGGCGGGAAUACCCAUGGUGACCUAUGGCGGCAUGUUCAUCUUUCAACUGUUCGACUUCUACGCAGCAAGUGGGUUUGUCCUCCUCUGGGUCGCUCUCUGCGAGAGCUUAGUCAUAGGAUGGGUGUACGGCGGUAAUCGGUUCAUGCAAGAUAUCAUCAACAUGAUAGGCAAGGGUUGGAUCAAACCGUACAUGCUGGCUGCAUGGAUGUUUAUGACGCCUCUGUUUGCCGGGACCAUCUUCAUCUACAGUAUAGUAUACUACAAGCCCUUGACCUAUGAAGAUGAUUAUGUGUAUCCCUGGUGGGGAUACAUGUUGGGUUGGUUUAUGGCUCUCUCCUCCAUCCUCACUAUUCCAGUUGUCUUCAUCUACCAGUUCGUCUUCGUGAGCAAGGGGACACUGAUGGAGCGAUGGGUGGACGGGACUACAUCGCGAGUACCAGAGAUCCAACAAGAUGGCCCAUUGGACAAAAAGGACCACUCAUACGGAGAAUUGGAAUUACGAUGAUUCGAUCCCCAAGUUAGAAGACAGUGGAUGAUUAAUAAAUGCCGGAUUUUGGGAAGCAUUUAUAAAUGUUUAUAACUAAGGAUUCUUUAAACAAAUGUAGUCUUUGCUUUCAUUAUUCAUACUUGCAAUUUGUUCGACACCCCCACCCCCUCAUUCGAGGGCCUUUUGGGAGCGUCAUCACCCCUUGCAUGCAAUGUUAUAGGAAUUAGGAUAGUCUGUAGUAUGUGUAGUGCGGUAGUUUCAGAGAGGAAGAAAGCAUAUACGACAUAUGCUCCGGUGACAAGUCACUAUGAAUAUGACGGACAAAGAAAGAGGACAAAAUAAACAGUUCCUCA
Molecule: messenger RNA, 2282 nt
Organism: Strongylocentrotus purpuratus (purple sea urchin)
Lineage: Eukaryota; Metazoa; Echinodermata; Echinoidea; Camarodonta; Strongylocentrotidae
Product: sodium- and chloride-dependent GABA transporter 2-like
Exons: 13
Coding region: 1-1947 (648 amino acids)
Biological process (GO): sodium ion transmembrane transport
Cellular component (GO): membrane
Source: RefSeq, a predicted model, not a curated record